Molecule: messenger RNA, 558 nt
Organism: Seminavis robusta
Lineage: Eukaryota; Bacillariophyta; Bacillariophyceae; Naviculales; Naviculaceae
Source: the annotation of a GenBank genome assembly
AUGCUCAUGAAAAUGUUGUCCGUGGAAUGCAGUUACAUGCGAGUUGCUGCUGAAAAGGGCCAAUUGGACAUUUUGAAGUGGGCUCAUGCAAAUGGUUGUCCAUGGGAUGCCGAUACAUGCCGGCGUGCUGCUCAGAUUGGACAUUUGGAAAUGCUCAAAUGGUUAAGAGAGAACGGUUGUCCCUGGGAUGAAGCGACCUGUUUUCGUGCUGCUCUAUAUGGACAUUUCGAAAUUGUAAAAUGGGCUCAUGAAGAUGGUUGUCCAUGGGAUGAAGAGACAUGUCAAUCUGCUGCUAUAGGUGGACAUUUGGAAAUUUUGAAGUGGGUUCGCGCAAAUGGUUGUCCAUGGAAUGCACUUGCAUGUCAAUCUGCUGCUGCAGGUGGACAUUUGGAAAUUUUGAAGUGGGCUCGUGAACAUGGUUGUCCAUGGAAUGCAGAUACAUAUCGAUUUGCCCGCAUGUUCAACCGAAGCGAAGUGGUCCAGUGGCUACGUGCCAAUGGCUGCCCUGAGACUGAUUUUGAUGAAUUGGAUGAGUUUGGUGAUGAAGGGGAUUAUUAA